AUUGUAAAUAAGUAUGGAUUUGGAAAUUAAAUCAAAAAAAGAUGUGGGAAGCUAAAUUUGGAAGCCUAUAGGGUUGGAGCAAAAAAGUGUUUUGGGGAGGCAAAAAUGCACAUUUGAGAGCUUGGGAGGCUAAAUAUAGCCUUUUGGGUUGGAGUUAGUCUUAUGAGGCAGUAUCAUUAGCAGUACAAUGAAUGGAUAAGUUUACCUACCAGUAGGGUGGAGCGGGUCCCUCCCACGGUUAAUCAACCUGCACGGGAUACUGCUCCCCCUUGUCCGUUUGUGUGCCGAUGGGAUGGGGCGGUUAAGCUUGCGUCCCACUUGGCCGGAGGAAUGGUUGUUAUGGACCAGUCGGGGAUGGUUUUGAUGGCUAAAGGGGUCCAGUUUGCUGGGAUUGAUGACCCUUUGCUUGCUGAGAUCCUCUCGCUCCUAGAAGCGCUUCUUUGGUAUAGCGGGACUGGGUUUGACAAGAUGCGGUUUGAAGGGGACGCGAAGACGAUUAUUGAUAAAAUCAACCAAGCGGAUACGAGGGAUAGUCGGGCUGGAGCUCUCCUUGAAGAAGUUCUGAUUUGUUUAUCCAACCAUAGUGGGUUCUCAGUGCGGUUUGUAGGUCGGCGUAGUAAUAGCGUAGCCCAUUUGGUGGCUAAAAAGGCCCUUCAUUUGUAUCCGAAUGCGAGUCGCUUCUUUGAUUUUAUAGCCUGGUUAACUUCCAGGAUGUAACUAUCUAUUUUCUUAUCAAUAUAUGAUUAUCUUUUGUAAAAGAAAAAAGAUUGAAUUGCAAAAGGUAAAAUCUGAAACAAAAUUGAGAAUGAAAGCAGGUUUAAUGAAUUGGUGUAGAUUUUUUAAAAUAUAUGCGCAUAAAUUGAAAAUAUUUGAGCUACAAUCCUCGUUUAAUUGAAAAUGGUCAACUCUACACAAUAAAUAAAAGCCAAAUGAGAAAACUUGAAGCUCAAUUUCUUGCAUCCAGAGUGAAAGUAGGAGGUUAGAUUCGUCUUCACAGUCAGUAAUAAGAUUUGAACCGUGGCCUUUUCAAACAAAAAUAAGAAAUAUAACCAGUUACAAUAAACACAUUUGUGUGAUUUUUUCGAUUAAAAAACAUAAAAGAAGUUGAAAGGAAGGAGGAAAUGAGAGGAAAAUGGAGAGGGAAGAGGCGGAUCAAAGAAAUUACUUUCUUUCGCCUUUGUUUUAUUCGACAGAAAGAAAGAGAGGAGAAUCAAUUUGUUGUGCAUUUUUCGAACUAAAUCCCUCUACGCUUAAGCUCUGGCCCAGAUUCCGAUUAAGUCCCAGGGCAACAAUUCGCCAUUGAAAGACUUUUGGAUGUGGGUGAAAAGUGGAAGGGAGAAAGAGAAAGGGUUGGAGUAGAACAAACCUACACAAAUCGACUCCAGCGCAGAAUCGAGGCUCGUCAAGCCAGCGGAGCUUGCGUUUGUCAAAAUUAAAGGAGAGAUGCGACCCUCUUUCGGAGCACAGAGAGAUGCCUGCUACUUCACCAUCUUCAAAAUUAAAGAAGAUUCAGUGGCGGACUCUAAAUCUUCGCCUUUUGCCAAAAUCCAUGAACCCUCUCCAUAGUCAGACCUCUAGUCUAGUCGCCGUCGGCAACGCUUGGGCGCCGCAUGUCUUUCUUUUCCUAUGCAGAUAUGAGAGUCCCCGGAUAAAAGCGCCGUGAAGGAUUUGUUUGUAAUUUUGAAAUUAUAAUUACUUUUUCUGUUUUAUUUAUUUUAAUUAAUUUUUAUAGUGAGGUGGAAAUUGUAAAAGACUAUUUUUUAAUUUUCACGUCACUCAUUUAAUGGUCAACUAUUAGAGUUGACUGUCACAUAAGAUAACUUAACGGAGACUAACGGAAAGUGACCAAACUUGAACUGUCGAACUAAUGUUAAUGACCAUGAAUGGAAUAAACUAAUUUUAGUGGCAAACAUGAAAUGUUAUAGUAAUUACAGUGACCAAACUUGCAAUUUAACCAUUUUUAAACAUAGAACUUUUAAGUGAAUAUGAGCACAUGUGUCUUUAGGAGAGGGGUAAAUAUGGAAAGGUUGAGUGAUGUUAGUUUGCGAACGCGGAUGGAAAAGACACUACUAAUGUAAACAGACCCAAAUAGUGUCCCGACCCAAUAAAUGCUCAACCAUCAUCGUCUCUCCAAACUUCCCAUCGGACUCAACAACCGACUAACUUGCUCUAAAUCUAUUGUUAUGCCAGAGCAAUUUUUGGAGGAUUAAAUAUGGAAAUAUUGAGUGUUGUUGGUUUAUCCAAUGCGAAUAGAAAAUGUGCUACUAAUGUAAACGAGCCAGAUAAUGUCCGACCCACUAAACGCUCAACCACACGGAUUGCUUUCGCUACAUCUAAUAUAAUAGUGAAAUGGGA
Messenger RNA from Linum trigynum, 2355 nucleotides. Lineage: Eukaryota; Viridiplantae; Streptophyta; Magnoliopsida; Malpighiales; Linaceae. The record is from the annotation of a GenBank genome assembly.